Molecule: messenger RNA, 706 nt
Organism: Athene cunicularia (burrowing owl)
Lineage: Eukaryota; Metazoa; Chordata; Aves; Strigiformes; Strigidae
Product: interferon-induced transmembrane protein 1-like
Exons: 2
Coding region: 16-387 (123 amino acids)
Biological process (GO): response to type II interferon; type I interferon-mediated signaling pathway; defense response to virus
Cellular component (GO): plasma membrane
Source: RefSeq, a predicted model, not a curated record
CGGUGCCGGGCUGCCAUGGAGAGCUCCCACCCACCCACCAGCAUCAACACGCAGCCCUACAGCAGGAAUGGGGCAGGUUCCCCCGCCACCGCCUUCGGCCCCACCAUCACCUCAUUUGUUCAGAUGGAGCCCGUCCCCAACCCCCAGGACUUUGUGCUCUGGUCCUUCUUCAACACCGUGUUCUUCAACGCCUUCUGCCUGGGCUUCAUCGCGCUCAUCUUCUCUGUCAAGGCCCGUGACUGCAAGGUGCUGGGGGACCUGGAGGGCGCCCGUCGACAUGGCACUCGUGCCAAGGUGUUGAACAUCAUCUGCUCCAUCCUGAUGGUCCUCACCGUGGUGACCCUCAUCAUCAUCCUCAUCAUCAUCUUCACUUCUGUCACCACCUGACCGCUGUGUGGCCGCUGACUUGUUGCUGCUACCCCGUGGGGUGCUUCUUCCUCCCCUCUCCUCUUCCUCCCAAAACGUCCCCGUUCUGGGUGUGUGGCUCAGGGGGGACGGAGCACAGCCCUGUCCCUUGGCUGCCGGCAGUCCUGGGUGUCCCAGCACAGCCACCGCGAGGAGGGCACGGGUGGGCCAUGCUGGGACGCGGGGGACAGCCCCCCUCUUUCCUCUGCUUGCAUGCCUUGGCAGGGAGCCGCUGGCUUCCAGGGAGCUGUGACACACAAAUAGGUCACUGCUGCUGCAAAUAAAGUUUUAUCUUGUCAAA